AUGGCAGAUGAGACCCUCCCAUCUCAGGUCAUCAUCAACCAAGCAUUUGAGACGACAAUUUAUGCCGCAGAUGGAACCGCCAUACCUUUCGGCUCUUUAUUCAUGAACGACACCCAUGGCCAAGAACGCAUCUUGGUCAUUUUUAUCCGUCACUUCUUCUGUGGAAAUUGUCAAGAAUACGUUCGGCGCCUGUCGUCUAUCGACUCCCCUUUCCACCCAUCGCAUAAGCUCGCACACUCUUCCAUAACUCCCCAUUUUUCCAAGCCCACCGCUCGUGCUCUCCCUCGAGUGAUCAUCAUUGGUCCCGGCCUUCCCACUUUGAUUCCCACCUAUCUCAACAUCACAGCAUGUUGCUUUCCCGUCUAUUCGGACCCUUCCACCGCCUUGUACGACCUCUUGGGCAUGCAUCGCACUUUCUCCUUGGGACAUAAAGCACCCAUUUAUAUCCAGCAUUCCUUGGUUACCGGAGCCGUCAAAUCGGCCGUACAGAUUGUCAAACGUGUCGGCAAUGGCGAUGCUCUGGGUGGCGGGUAUUGGAAUGUUAAUGGAGGCGAAUUUUUGUUCGUCCAGCCCGCCUGGGAACAUUCAGCUGUGGCCAAACCAACGUCAAAACCUCCUGUGACCUACGUGAGGCCUCCUGCACAAAACAAGUCUUCUCUCGGCAAAGACGCUGCCGCUUGGAGUCUGGCAUGGUGUCAUCGAAUGAAUAAUUCCCGAGAUCAUACAGAGCUCAACGAAUUGCACUACCACACCUGUUUCCCACUACCAGUCUCCCUAUCCACCCCCAACUCCACUUCCUCACAUCAAGCACCGUCUCCUCCACGCUCUAUUCUAGUCAAUGCCAAUCACCCACCUCAGCCGGUCAAAUCUCAUACCUUUCCAAUUACCUCGGUUGGAUCAGGAUCGACAUUGACAGCUUCGAUGAGGGAAUGUGCUGGCGCAUGCCCGGGGCCUGAUGUCCACAAAUCGCGAGGAGAAAUCCACAGCCAUCGACAAAGAUCACAAUCCCCGGCCCUGGGAUCGUCCACACGCAUCAGAAGUCGCAGCACAAGCACCCGGGCGCGAUCACCGGAGAACAAGGGCAGUACUGGAGAGUCUACCCGCCGAGACACCUCUCUGACUCCCACGAGCACGCACCGACAUAAUGACCUGCGGCCAUUUAUGAAUUCCACCCCCAAUUCUGACACGGUGCCUUCACAAUCAAAGAACAGCUUCAAUGAUAUAAUGGGGCGGGUCGGAGGCUUGGUUCGUAGUAAAUCCGUCUCAGCCAGAUCCAAGCCCAAGAUCGAGCUACUUGUCCCAGAAAAGGACAGCGGGCCCAAGGAAGACAUCAACAACUCCCUAGACUUGACACGACGCCCAUCGACCUCAAAGUCGGCCACGAGGUCCAGGUCAUCGUUGUCUAUCUCGCGGCUGGGGUCCUUGGUCAGCAGGACGUCCACGCCGACGCAUCUGGUCAGGUCGAGAUCUAAACGGGCAAGAUUACACUCGACUCGCAAGGAUGAAUGUUUAGACAGCCCUAAUGGUACGAUGGUGAUAGAUGGGGUGGAAUUUGUCAAUGUCAUUAGUGUCCGAGCAAGACUUGAGGCAGUGGCAGCGACGGGACGAACUAUCUCCACCAAGGGUGAUCGAGCGGCAGAGAAGGAGAACCCACAGUCGGUACGGACUGUGGGGAUCGAGCUGGCUCCGGCACGGCCAUGUCGACAUUCGGGCCCCGAACAAAUGUCCAGUCUCGCGGGAAAACUCGAUCAGCAAGGAACAUCGGUCGUGUCACACAUGUCGACAGUUCCGGUGAUGACGGCGGUCGCAAGUCAUUGA
Molecule: messenger RNA, 1818 nt
Organism: Exophiala mesophila
Lineage: Eukaryota; Fungi; Ascomycota; Eurotiomycetes; Chaetothyriales; Herpotrichiellaceae
Exons: 1
Coding region: 1-1818 (605 amino acids)
Source: RefSeq, a predicted model, not a curated record